Messenger RNA from Adineta ricciae, 975 nucleotides. Lineage: Eukaryota; Metazoa; Rotifera; Eurotatoria; Adinetida; Adinetidae. The record is from the annotation of a GenBank genome assembly.
AUGGACAAUACUACAACAAUCAACACACCUAGCAGUCUCCGAAUCGCACUCAUGAAUUUGACCACUUAUACAACGAUCUGUGGUGGAAUAUUCAUAUUCAUAGUCGGAAAUUUUGGUUGCAUGGGCAACAUACUCGUCUUCCGAUCUCAGACCUAUCGUCGACAAGCUUGUUUCAUUUAUCUUUUCUGGGAAACAAUAGCUAGUUUAUUCAUUCUCAAUUGUAUUCUUUUGACACGGAUACUAGAAAGCGGUUUUCGCAUAUCACUAAUGAAUGCAUCACUUACAUUCUGUAGAAUUCGAGAAUUUAUUUCUUUGUUCAUGUAUCAAAAUGAAAAUACAUUGUUCUUAUUCGCAACUCUCGACAAGAUUUUGUCAGCACAACGCUCGAUCACGCUACGGCAAUGGAGUAAUCACGUGCCUCUUGCCUAUAAAAUCAUAAUCGGAAAUGCUCUUGUUUGGUUGCUUAUGACAGGUCAUCGAUUGAUCUUGUACACCAAUGUAUAUGGCUAUUGCUGGUCUGAAGAAGGAUCCUAUAGAACUUUUGAUACUUCUUUGGAUGUAUCUCUUUCAGCGAUUGCUUCUCCUCUGCUUGUUAUUGUGUUGGCUGUUUUACUACGGUGCACUAUUCGAAAUGUCAAUCAACGACGUGUAAUUCUAAAAAUUCAAGGAAAUCUUCAAGAGACGGAUUCACAAUUAACAAUCAUGUUACUCUUGCAAUCGAUUCUUGCUAUUAUCAAUUAUGUGCCGUAUGGAGUUUAUAUUCUCUAUUCCAUGUUUACAAAGGAAUGGAUAAAAUCGCCUUGGCGUGUUGCCUGGGAACAAUUGAUCCUAGCUUUUAUUCGAUUGGGUUCAUACGUGUUUGCUGCCGGUACUUUCUAUGUAUCAAUGGUAUCGAAUCCUAGUUUUCGGAGAGAAUUCCUCAAGAUCGUUCGAGUACAAAAAGGCAAAAUUCAUCCUGUAUACAUUAAAUCAUAG